Pteropus alecto (black flying fox) is the source of this 1781-nucleotide messenger RNA. It is a transcript of the gene TSPAN14, whose product is annotated as tetraspanin 14. NCBI's taxonomy places the organism in Eukaryota, Metazoa, Chordata, Mammalia, Chiroptera, Pteropodidae. Bases 400 to 1416 code for a protein of 338 amino acids. The record is from RefSeq and is a predicted model, not a curated record. Gene Ontology annotation, cellular component: membrane. The transcript is spliced from 13 exons. Gene Ontology annotation, biological process: regulation of vascular endothelial growth factor signaling pathway; protein localization to plasma membrane; protein maturation.
AGUCACAUUUCCCACAUGCGGCAAAACUCAGAGCACUAAAAGACAGAAUGAGGGGCUCCUGGUCUGGGUAAUCUGCAGGAUCAGCCCCCAGCUUCUAGAGUCAUGCUGGUCUGAAGUUCUUCUUUUGAUUUUGUGAGUGACCUGCUUUUCCCAAACCCACCUGUGGCCUGUAUACACACAGAGGUGCUGCAAAGUGGAACCCAGGAUGAGUAAAAGCAGCCCUGGGACCAGACCGGGACAGAACUAGGACCUGACCAGGACAAAGGGACAAGUGGGCUGAAACCGCAGAGAUCAGUCUUUUAAACCAGAACCCAGCCAGCAGUGUGAGUACCCCUCCACCAGACUGUUCCUGGAAUCUCCUCCUUCAGCCUAAAGAAUCCUCCCAGCCACCGCCUCAGGAUGAAGGGUAGUUGGCCCCCAACGAGGUUGGGAAAGGUCAUGAUUGAGGCAACACGUUGUUCCGGAAAAGCACACGGAAGUAGAAGGCUGGGGAUCCUGCUUUUCAGAAGAUGCACUAUUAUAGAUACUCUAAUGCUGAGGUCAGCUGCUGGUACAAGUACCUCCUCUUCAGUUACAACAUCGUCUUCUGGGAAUAGGAUCCUGGCAGGGCUUCUUCACUUGGGGUCUACAGGAUGUGCGGGAACCAGCAGUGAGAAGUCUGUGAAAUUCCAUUCAAAAUAUUGGUUGGCUGGAGUUGCCUUCCUUGGAGCCGGACUGUGGGCAUGGAGCGAAAAGGGGGUGCUGUCAGACCUCACCAAAGUGACGCGACUGCAUGGAAUCGACCCCGUGGUGCUGGUCCUGAUAGUGGGCGUGGUGAUGUUCACACUGGGGUUUGCUGGCUGUGUGGGGGCCCUGCGGGAGAACAUCUGCCUGCUCAAGUUUUUCUGCGGCGCCAUUGUGCUCAUCUUCUUCUUGGAGCUGGCCGUGGCUGUGCUCGCCUUCUUAUUCCAGGACUGGGUGAGGGAUCGGUUCCGGGAGUUCUUCGAGAGCAACAUCAGAUCCUACCGGGACGACAUUGACCUGCAGAACCUCAUUGACUCCCUUCAGAAAGCCAACCAGUGCUGUGGGGCGUAUGGCCCCGAAGACUGGGACCUCAAUGUCUACUUUAACUGCAGUGGUGCCAGCUACAGCCGUGAGAAAUGUGGGGUGCCCUUCUCCUGCUGUGUGCCGGACCCCGCGCAAAAAGUUGUGAACACACAAUGUGGAUAUGAUGUAAGGACUCAGCUGAAAAGCAAGUGGGACGAGUUCAUCUUCACGAAAGGCUGCAUCCAGGCACUGGAGGGCUGGCUCCCGCGGAAUAUUUACAUUGUGGCCGGCGUCUUCAUUGCCAUCUCACUGCUGCAGAUAUUUGGCAUCUUCCUGGCACGGACCCUGAUUUCGGACAUUGAGGCAGUGAAGGCCGGCCAUCACUUCUGAGGAGCAGAAAUGAGCGAGCAGAGCUGAGCCACACUGUGGAGGCCAGAGCCCUUCACUGUCGUCCACUUUACCUCCAGAGGAGAGAAGCGGACGACCCUAGCCAGAGCCAGCACCCUGUCUUCAGCAUCAGUGUGACCUCUUUGAUUCUGCUUGCUGGUGCUGAAGACCAAGGGGCUCCUUCUUACCUGCAGGAACUUGUGACCAAGCCUGGGGUCUUGCCCAGAGACAGAAUAUAUCUUUAGGUGGGGGUGGUGACUGAGGGACAGAUGGCUCCUGUGGCUACGAGGAGGGCUUGACUUGGCCCUCCUGGAACCCAAGUGUGUCUGCAGGGUGCCCUGGUGUCCUUACUACUCAUGUUAUCAGUG